Melopsittacus undulatus (budgerigar) is the source of this 2542-nucleotide messenger RNA. RefSeq names its product SEC22 homolog A, vesicle trafficking protein (gene SEC22A). Gene Ontology annotation, biological process: endoplasmic reticulum to Golgi vesicle-mediated transport. The transcript is spliced from 8 exons. The record is from RefSeq and is a predicted model, not a curated record. The coding region runs from base 420 to 1346 and encodes 308 amino acids. Gene Ontology annotation, cellular component: membrane. NCBI's taxonomy places the organism in Eukaryota, Metazoa, Chordata, Aves, Psittaciformes, Psittaculidae.
CUGUAAUAUGGAUUUCUGAAGUAUGCUGUAGAGUGGAAGAAUUAAGACUCCUGCCUGCAUAAUGCAGCCGUCACAACCCUCAAAAGUGAGACAGAAAAUUAUCCAAUACCACUGUGUACGCUUGAAGUAAACACAGAAACUGUAUCUUCGUUCUGUGUCAAGCAGAUAGCUCAACAUGAACUUUAAUUGUCAAGAUCAUUUUAAAAGUGAAGAGAACAAUAUUUUUCCUUCUGAGAGCUGGCUGCAGGAUUCUGAGUUUCUCCUGCAGUACUGUCCUAUUCACUACUAUUUCCUAAACCAGGUCAUGGAGCUAUGUUCCAUUCUUCACGUUAGGUACUAAUGAAGUUACUUGCUUCAUCAGUGGAAAUGCAGAUCCAUGAAAUUACAUUUUGUGCAAGUUGUUGUUAACUCUGUUGGCAAUGUCUAUGAUUUUAUCUGCCUCUGUGGUCCGUGUGAGGGAUGGACUCCCACUGUCUGCAUCUACUGAUUAUGACCAGAGCACAGGAAUGCAGGAAUGUAGAAAAUACUUUAAAAUGCUCUCAAAGAAACUUUCUCAGCUUCCUGAUAGAUGUACUCUGAAAACCAGGCAGUAUAAUAUCAACUUUAUAAGUUCUCUGGGAGUAAGCUAUAUGAUGUUGUGCACUGAAAAUUAUCCCAGUGUCCUGGCUUUCUGCUUUCUGGAUGAGCUUCAGAAAGAAUUCAUCACUACCUACAAUAUGAUGAAGACAAAUACUGCUGUCAGACCAUAUUGUUUCAUAGAGUUUGAUAAUUUCAUUCAGAGGACCAAACAGAGAUAUAACAACACACGUUCUUUGUCAACAAAGAUGAAUCUUGCUGACAUGCAGACAGAGAUCAAACUGAGACCACCUUACCAAAUUACCUUGUCAGAACUUGGCUCAGCAAAUGGAUUUGCCCAUUUAUCUGUGUCUGAAUAUAAGGGUACUGGUAAGAUAUCUGCAGCUCCUCAUCAGCGUCUGGAACCUGUGACUCUGCCAGGGAUUGUCUCAUUUGUGCUUAGCCUGUUAUGUGGGGCUUUGAAUUUAAUUCGUGGCUUUCAUGCCAUAGAAAGUCUUCUCCAGAAUGAAGGUGAAGAUUUCAGCUAUGUUAUUGCAUUUUUUCUUGGAACCGCAGCCUGUUUGUACCAGUGUUACCUGUUUGUAUACUACACAGGCUGGAGGAAUGCCAAAUCCUUCCUGACUUUUGGGUUAAUUUGCCUGUGUAACAUGUAUCUGUAUGAACUGCGCAACCUGUGGCAGCUCUUCUUUCAUGUGACUGUGGGAGCAUUUUCUACCUUACAAAUUCGACUGCGACAGCCACAGGGAAAGUCCCCCGAUUACAAUGUCUGACAAGUCCUGGAACAUUUAGAGGCAGUCUUGUUCCAACAGUUACUCUCAGGAAUGUAAAGCUGUUCUCCAAAAGAAGCUGUCUGGAUGCGUUUUUCUUUAUUAUUAUUAUUUUUUUUAAUAAAGCAAUGCAAGAUGCCUGUGGACAUUUUUUCACUUGAUAGUUAAACUUUUGCUUUUAAUGAAGGACACAAAAUAAUAUGGGACUAGAGGAGGAAAACAGGUUAUAUCCAUACAUUGAAAUGUAUGUAGGGAUGCUAAGUUUGGGGAAUUUGAUUGAUGGCAUAAAAAAGCUUAAUUCACAAGUAUUUCAAUGGAAGGAAUGUAGAGGGUAUGUGUUCUGCAUAUCAUGCAAGCUGUUCGCUUCCAAAAUCCGUUUUGCCUUUGUGAGGCAGUAGGGGGUAGGCUAACUAAAUAAUAAUGCUAUUGCAUAUUGGCAAACUAGAUUUGGAAUAUGUCAAAUACUAAAUUUCAGAAUGUCAUAUAUAUGAAUGUUUUCUUAAUCAAAAUGUAACCUGGAAACUGGUUCUGGGGUUCACCGUUAUGGCACCUGUGGCCCUCUGUCUACUGUUAUAAAUACUUUAGCAUUUUUCCGUUUAUGAUUUCCUUUUAAUUAUCUUUGAAAGCGGUCUAUGUGGACAGUUUCUUUUUAGCAAUUAUUCAGAAAGUUAUUCCACUUAACCGAAGAUUUUUGCACACUUCCUGUGUUUGAAGUCUGGGAAGGUUGAAAGGAAAUGGAUUGGUGAGUAAAGAGUGACUGGUACUUGUUGGACUGUUGUUCUUCUUUUUAUAUAUUUUUAGAACUGGAUGAAUAAUUUGCUCAAAUGUGAGAUAAUAACUGCUGACAGGAGCAUAAUAAAUCAGUCCGAUUAGCUUAAACAAGAAAAGACCAGGGAUUUUCAUUGUUCUUCUGGCUUUAUGGGUUGGAUGAUUUGUCCUGGCAUAGAACCUCCUUGAUCUAGAGUUGUGUUUGAGAGACCAUUGUGUGCUUCUGAAGUUGGUGAAUCAACCAGCAAGCCCCAAAUGCUUAGAAAAUAGAAUAGUAACCAUAUAGUACCACCAUCAGUUAAGUGUGGUUUUUGUUGUUGUUGUUGCUGGUUUUACAAUUAUAUGACAGUUAUAAUUUAUGUUUCAUAAUAUGCAAAUAUAUAUAGGUAGAUUUUUAUAUGUGGCCUGGAAUAAUAAAAGGGUGUGCUGAA